This is a messenger RNA of Hermetia illucens (black soldier fly), 5385 nucleotides long. It is a transcript of the gene Nost, whose product is annotated as nostrin. Bases 1255 to 4503 code for a protein of 1082 amino acids. The transcript has 7 exons. Gene Ontology annotation, cellular component: plasma membrane; cytoplasm. Gene Ontology annotation, molecular function: protein binding. NCBI's taxonomy places the organism in Eukaryota, Metazoa, Arthropoda, Insecta, Diptera, Stratiomyidae. The record is from RefSeq and is a predicted model, not a curated record.
CAAAUUGCAUUCGGCUCGGUGCAUUUGAUGCACUCCACGCUCAGAACGAGUCAGUUUGGUUUCGGCCCAGCAUGUAAACAUUUGCACUUGGCGGCAACCAGUAGAGUCGAUUUACCUUUACGCAUUGUGUGGUUCCGAUAUUUAAACUGGACCAGAACACAGAACUUUGAGAAAACUUGACGUGUUUUGUGUAAUAUAAACAUUUGCACGAACGACAACGGUGGAGAUGUUGACGCAACAGUCGACUACGGAUAUCUAUAAAAAUAGCGCCGCAGAUAUUAUCAUUUUUUCAUUGGAGAUAAAUUAAAACGCGAUGCUCGAGGAAGUAGCCUCGAUUUUGUGAACGAAACACUUUUAGUUUCUACGGCGAGCUGAACGGGUUAAAUGCAUCGGUGCCGGGCAUGCUAACUAUAAGCCGCUAGAUUUGUUAAGUUUUAACGGUCAACAAUGUUGCUGGUCCGUGAACGUAGUGAUAGUGCCACCUAAUGAAAGGUCGGAAUAGAUAUCAAAUUGAAGGAUUAAGUGCAAAUAGUUUUGAAGACAUUUCCGUCCUGCAUUUGUGUUUCUCCCAAAUUUCUGGUGCACCCAAAGUUUCCAUAUUUGUUGUGUAUUAUUCAGCGCAUGUCGGAAAACUUAAUUUUAUUUUUCAAGUUUCUUUUGCGCAUGUGAUCUCGCGGUUUUAUCAUAUGUUUGCUUACAUAAUAGUAAAAUUAUACAGUGCGCGAUGAACAGUGUGCCUCAGUAACCAGGUAGUUUCGCAGUUUACAACGAAAUCGAUAUCCAUUUCCGAUACAGAAGAUUUAGCUCGAACGAAUUUGAUACAAAAUGUAUCUAAGUUGUUAGCUCGUUACCGGAUUUUGCCAAUCGUAAAUCUUUAUUUUCGCGAUGUAAUUAAAAAUUCAUGUCUGAAAAUAAACCACUGCCCCUCGCGUCGUAGUGUUUUUUGUUUAUUCAGUGAAAAUAAAAUUUAGUGAUUUCAGGUGUCUGCUUCCACCGAUAUUAGGAGGAAAAUGAAAAUUUAAAAUUUCGGAAAUUUAAAUUCAGUUUAGUUCAAUUUUGACGUUUUGGAGCUGCAACAGAUCCUUCGAGCCUCGAAUGAUUUUUGGUGAAGUGAUGAGGACCGUUGUUUGUAGCGUGAAAAAUUAGUGCAUUUAAGUGAAACAGAAAUAAAUAUUGAAUGGAAACAAUAAGUAAUUAUGUAAAGAAAAUUAUCUGAAAAUUAAGUGAAACAAGUGUGAAAAAUAAUAGUUCAAAAUGAACAAGUUGAAAAAUCUCAAAUACAAAACCAGCCCUGAAAAUGGAAGCAUACUCAACAAAUUCGCGAAACGUUACAACACUGUCAGUGCUAAGUUCCUGCGAAAAUCGCCAGGACGAACAGGAAAAACGGCUCCAAUCUCCGGAAGCUAUGACAUGACUGGUGUUGCUUCUGAGGAUCACAAGCUCGAAAUCGGUGCACCAGUUCUCAUAUCAAAAACCACAAUCGAUGAUGACUUAAAAAUCCCAUCUGAAUUAGAUGCCAAACAAAAUUCACGAAUAUCAUCAUCAACUGCAACUGGAAGUGAAACGGAAUACUACACGGAUACGGUUAGCACAAUCCCAUCAAUUGAGCAGGACAUCAAAUUUGAGUUCUACUCUUCGAACGAUAUCCCCACAGUUGUGGAGGAACGAUUGAAUCAAAGUGAUUCGGCCGCCAAUUACUACUCGACCCCCAAGAAGCAAUCUCAACCCGUCCCGCCACGACUCAGAAAAAACCGAUCCCAAUCUGCGCAGAACUUGCACAAAACUGAACUGAAAUUGUUUCUACAAAGAGUUCCGUCUCUGGAAACCACAGGUAGAUUAACUACAGCUAAUUUGGAGAACUGCUAUGAUCUGCCGAGGAAGUCACAAGAGUUUAGCUCGACACCAACCUCCUCAAAGCCAAAAUCAAAUAGCAUCAGCGUACCGAAUACUCCUGAUUCACCGAGCGAUCUGAAGGACUCGUUGAUUAAAAAACGCUUCCAGAGCACAGGCUCCUUGAACCAGCCUCAGCCCUGCCUAAACCGAAGUUCUAGUGGCAGCAAGCAAGGGAACAAUGGGUCCUUGCAAAUGAACACUUCCUUGGAUGAUUUUGAUCUCAAAUCCGUUAGCUUCCAGAGCCUCGACGCAAAGAACCUCUUCCUGUCCAUCGACGAAUUAAACGAAAUCACUCGCCAAAUAAACGAAACAGAACAAUUCGAUUACGAAAUCGACACCGAAUACUGUGAACAUCGAGACAAACUUAAGCCUGACGAACGACGAAUUACUUUGCUCAAAAAUAAAAAUGCGACGCUGAUCAAUUUGAAUCGCAAGAAGGAUCGAAUCAAUCAUGCCUGGUCCGGUUUGAAAACUUGGAUUGGGGAAGAGAGUGGAAAGAUUAAGGAUGUCGUUCAAAAACAUGCCGCAAUGCAACGGGUGGGAGCCCCAGUGAAUCAUUCAACCCCAAUGAGUAGCAGCACAUUGAAGAAAACCACGUUCGAUUCGAGGAGGUCGGCAGGUGGGGUGAGCGUUGCCCCGUCGAUGGUGUCGGUUGCGCAGUCUUUCGCUCCUACUACGGACAGCAACUUUUCGAUUGAUCAGGAGUUUAGUUUCCAGAAUACCUCAACAGGAAAUUCAUCGAGAGCCGCUACCGUUCAAAGGGAUAAUAGUGAUUACCAUCAAGAGGGACAAAAUGGGUUUGAAGAACUGCGUCGAUAUAUCAAACAAGGUGGCGACUUCGGAAAGGACUUGGCAGCUAUUUUGCAGGAGAGAGUUGAUUCUGAACAACUUUAUGCAAAAUCCUUGUCAAAGAUGGCUACAAAGUUGAAUAAAGCAUGUCGUGAAAUCCCAGGAACAAUAGCAGAUGCUUGGCGCGGUGUUGCUAACGAAAUGGAGACACGCAGUGAAGUCCACCGACAAUUCUCGAAUUCACUUAUUGAAGAGAUUGUCAAGCCAUUAAAGAGUGUAUUAGAAACACAACACAAAUCCAGGAAAUCGGUUGAAAGCAGUGUCGAUAAGGCAUCACGGGUCCUUGCUGAUUGGCGAAUCAGUGAAGCAAAAUCCAAAAAGCAGUCACACACUGCCGCUAGAGAGAAUGAGAAGCUACAAGACGCUAUGUUGGACGUGCGGAUUCAACGCUCCCCUUCAUUGGCAAUACUCCAACAUGGAACUCUGUCGAACAAGAAUGGUGCUAACUCCGACAAAGAGACCAAAACAGCUGAGAAAGAUUGUGCGAAACUGGACAACAAACGACGCAAGGCGGAGGAAGCUGUUAAGCGAGCCGACGUCGAAUAUUACACCCUUUGCAUUCGAGCCGAACGGGCCCGUGUUGAUUGGGAGAUGGCGGUACUGAGAGGAUCAAAUGUUUUGCAGAAUCUCGAGAACCUACGGCUCACCAAUAUGUAUAAUUAUGUUUCGUCCUACUUGAGGCUGACAUCUGAGAUGAAUCCAGUGCUCGAAGGUCUGGUAGUGAGACUUGCACCCCAAAUUGAAGGGUGUAAUGUAGGGAAAGAUUUAAAUAUCGUAAAGAACAUCCGAAAAGUCUCAGAAGGACCAAGUGAACAGCUGUUGCCUGAUUUCUAUUGCGAGCAUACAACAUUGGCUAUGAAUAGAGAGAGGAGAAAGCAUGCAAUAGUGAAGCUACUGCAGCUUGUCAGGACGGAUAUUGAACGGGAGCGAAAGUCACGCAACGGUUUGAAGGGUAUCACCUUGACGUUGAACGCACAAGAUAAUCAAAAUGUCGCUGAUAAAUUAUAUCAUAUACGAUCAAUGCUAACAUAUCUUGAAGGAGCUCGAUUCAAACUGCAAUCAGCAUUGUUAGAGUUGGAUCACAAGCCUCGAACUACGCAUCCGCUUGCAUCACACAUUCAGAUAACUCGCGAUCGAACCGGCCUCCAACAAAGCAUCUUAAAAGUCCCAAUCUGGCUCAAAAACAAAGACAACGACGACAUCUGCACAGACAUUGAAACGGAAUCCCAAACCAAUGGCAGCUGCUUGGACAUCAAAAACGACAUCCUCAUCACAAACUUUGACCGAAACCAAUCAAUCAGUCGAAGCAAAAGCACUUCCGAAAUCCUGCACAACAUCCAGACUCAGCCUCAAAUGAAUGGCAAAAUCAGCACCCUGCCGCCGGGAAAAGAUACAUCAGAUGACCCGGACUUCGAUCGCGGCCAAGCGGAUGGCGGUUCGAACCAGCAGGAUUCAGAUUUCGAUGAGUUCAGCUCUCAGGACGAUGAAGACGAGAUAAGACAAGCGAAAAUGGAGAUUCACCAGCAACAGCAGCUUCAAAAGAAUCAUAACGAAAACAAUAACGACGUUAGUGCUAAGUCAAUAGUCAUAAGUAAAUGUAAGGCAUUAUACAGCUACACACCAAAACUAUACGACGAGCUCGAACUGAACCCGGGGGAUAUAAUUGAGGUCCACAUGAAGCAGGAGGAUGGCUGGUGGCUGGGUCAAUUGAAGAAUCGCAUAGGCAUCUUCCCGGCCACCUACGUUGAGGAGUUUAUCUAGGAAUGUUCGCCAAUUCCGCUUACAGAAGCGAGUGUUUUUCUGAAAAAGAGCCACCGGACACCACAUCAGGUCUGCUUCCUGAAGUAAUAUUUAAGGUGUCAUAAUUCUGAUCAAUAAUAAAUGGUUUUAGAUUUUAUACCGGUAACAAAGCUAAUAAGGCCUUGCGAAUCAUAGGACAGCAGCUAAUCCGAGCCGAAGUUAAAGUAGCACAAGAUCAUCUUUAUUUUAAAUAGAUUUUUCGGACAUCUAAACGUAGUGGAUUUUAAGCUUUCUGGACCAAUUUAUCAAGGUAUUGUGUACAAUUUUGAGUAUGCCAUGGUGACCUCAAUGUAGAUCUAAACUGCCUUACCGUGGUAUACCAAGUAUCUGCUGGUACCACCACGCCUUUGCCAGUCUCCCUGGCAUUCACAUGAAACCCGAAGCAAUUAAAAACAAUAACGAACAGAUGCAAUAUAGUCUCUAAGCCAAUAUCAUAAUUUCGAGUGGAAACGGAACAAAUAUCCAAUUUAUUCUUCUUUAGUCUUGAUAAAGAACCAAAUAGCUCGUUCGAAUGAUUCUUCUUUUAUUUAGUGAUAAACAAAGAUAUUAACGAACUAAACGAAACAAUGCGGACGUAUUACGAUUGGAACUGUUUUCUCGAUCGUAAAGUAAUGGCAAUUGUUAUUGUUUCACUUAUUUAUUAUGUAAUUUUAGUCAAUUUUAUGGUAAGUUAUCUUUUCGAAAUGUAUAACGAAAUGAUGCUGUUAAUAACUUUGUACCUUAACGAUAAUAACGUGUUAAGUGGUUUGGAGAGGAAGCGCGGAAUGGUAAUGUAAAUAUUGUUAUUCUGAACGGAUAUUUUUACUGACGUGUACAUAAAUAAAUAAUGAUAAUGUAUGAAGA